Molecule: messenger RNA, 2136 nt
Organism: Peronospora belbahrii
Lineage: Eukaryota; Oomycota; Peronosporomycetes; Peronosporales; Peronosporaceae
Source: the annotation of a GenBank genome assembly
AUGACUAAGUUCCAACGCCGUGCUCAUCUAUCGCUGCUGUACAAGUCCGGUGAUCGUACACUGCCUGCUAAUUACCGGCCACUAACGCUAUUGAAUCACGAUGCUAAGCUUGGACCAAAGGUUCUUGCUUAUCGUAUGCGGACAGUGUUGCCGACUCUGAUCCAUGAAGAUCAAAGUGGAUUCAUUCCCGGUCGUUCCAUUCGACACUCGCUGCUUCGCUUUCAGGACCUCCAAGAUUUCUGCAAGUUACACCAUCCUGAUGCCUGCGCCAUACUGUUAGAUUUUGCCAAGGCCUUCGACAGCGUCUUAUGGCCGGCGCUGGACUUGGUUCUUGAUCACUUUGGUUUUGGGCCAACUUUUCGUGCCUGGAUCAAGACUUUUUACACUCAACUUUCUGUCAGUAUUCUUCUCAAUGUAUCGCCUGGUGACCCCUUCGUCUUGGGAGCGGGCGUUCGUCAAGGUGAUCCACUAUCCCCUGGGUUAUUUGUGCUGUUCGUCGAGCCCAUGAUGAAUUUUUUACGCAGCCAUUUUUCGUGUCGCGGCAUUUCAGUGGAUCCUUCUUCGGAACCGCACUUACUUGUAGCUUUUGUAGACGACCGCACCGGAUUACUGGAGAAUGUGGAUGAUGCUGACGGUUUCCUUCGGUUUCUUAGCGUGACGGACACGGUGACACUGCUCGGUAUUCCUCAAGGCGCAACUAUCACCCCUGAUAUGCGCUUCAGUCGGGUCCUGGUGAAGCUUCGAGCGCGGUGUGCUUUUUGGAAGUAUCGGGCGCGUACCCUUCGCGGUAAAGUGGUUUUUCUUCGGAGUGUCAUCUUACCACUUCUUUGGUACACCGCAAGUGUAACCUGUUUUACUGCAGCACUGUUGAAGGCCGUUGCUGUUAUCAUACGCAACUUUAUCCACGGCAACGACACAGCUAGUGACUCGGCGUGUCCAGGCAAAUUCUCCCACGAAUGGAUUUACACCAGUAUUCAGCACGGUGGUCUUGGUCUGACACCGGUGAAGGAGUCUAUUCAGGCCAUGCAUCUGAAGUCGUUGGGGGACGCCAUUGCCGCGACUUGCCGUCGUUGCGCCGCACCUCGAUGGAUGGCUUUUGCACUCUCUCUAUGCUCUUUAGCGUUGGGACGUCAAGGUUCCGGGUUCGAUAUCUUGUAUGCUGUGGUCAAGGAUCUUGGACUCUGCCGGCAGCAAGAAUUUGUUGAUGUCUCAUCUACUUUCGCCUCUUCCGCGUACUUGAAGUCUAUUUUGCGCGUCGAAGACUUUCCACGCCCCGCCUCCAAGACUCGAUUCAUUACUGAAGUGAUACCGCGUCUCAACUUGCUGGUUAAUCACGAUUCGCCUUCUUUUGGUCCUGUAUUUCCGCGCUUGAUCGAAUCAGCGCGGCAUGAUUGGAGUAUUGAUGGCACGGUGGUGGCAGACAUGACCAAUCGAGACUUUGUCCGUCUUCUCCUCUCCUUACGCUUCGGUUCGUCGACCCCUUCGCUUCCUCUACAACAACUUGGUGUUCCCGAGUAUUUACCUUCGUCUGGAUUGUGGAUCUUGGAGUAUGGUCUUGAUCGUCAUGUUCUUCCAGUCGCCGCCGAUGUUAAAUUCCGUCUUCAACACAACGCGCUGGGAUUCCGGUACAAGUUUUGCUGGCGUACAGAGAUUACCACAUCUUCGUCUUGCAUUCAUGAUUGUGACGCCAUGGAAACCGCUAUUCAUCUCUCUUGGCUUUGCCCUGUCGCCAAGUAUCAAUGGAAUUUUUUCUUGCAGCCUUUUCGAGACUGUUUAGAUGGCAACGUCUCGUGGAUUCAUAUUCUGUUUCCUGCUUCGCUACGUAUGCUUCCUUCUGCCAUCAUGGUUUUUGGGAAUCGUGCGAUUCUGAUCGUCUUCCAUGUUGUUCGCUGCUGUGUUCUCCGGUCUCUUUGGCUUCAUCGCAACAAAAGACUCUACAACCCCGGGACUAGUACGAAUGCCGCCUUUGUCAGUCAUCACUGUUUUGCCUAUGUGGAUCUACACUUACGCACUUUGAGGUCCUAUGCGGAACGGAAGCAAUGGCAAGGCCUCUUGCGCCUUGUUUUGGAUACUUCAUCUACUUUCUCUAUGGAUACGUUCUCUCAUUCUACUGUUACUAUGGUUUCGGAUUGCUGA